AUGUUCACAGCCUUCGUCGUCUCACUCCUGAUCCUCGCUGCCAUUGGAGCAGAGCCAGACGGCUGCAGUUACCAGGAUGUCUUGAACCACCUGGGCCUGAAUCGAAGCAACGAGCUUUUCUCCAUGACGCGGCCCGUCAAGUACUACAAGAAGGCGACUCGCGUGUCCCUGGAAGUGCUGCUGUACGCUAUCCUUAACGUGGUGGAGAAGGAGCAGAAGUUUGUUCCUUAUGUCUGGACCGUCAUGAGGUGGCACAACGAAUUCAUCUCCUGGGAUCCUCAAGAGUUCUGCGGGAUCAGUAAUGUGUCUCUUCCCGUUGGCAUUUUGUGGAAGCCGGAUCUCACCAUCGAGGAGAUGGCGGAGAAGGACAAAGCCCCCCCGAAUCUUUACCUGACCAUCAGCGCCGACGGCCUGGUGGAGGUCACAAACGACCAAGUGCUGUUCAGCAUGUGUCGCAUGAACAUCUACAAUUUCCCCUUCGACAUACAGCGAUGUAAUCUCUCCUUCAAGUCUAUCAUACACUCAGCCAAGGAAAUGCGCCUGCAGCCGAGCAACAACUCGUCCCAGGCCACCGAGUGGUCGCGCGAUUUGAUGCCCACGCAGUUCGAGUGGAUCUUCCUCAACAUGAAGGUGACCGCCAUCAGCGCCAGCUGCCCGGACCACCAGGAUGUUAUCAUCUACACGAUUACCAUGCGGAGGAAACCCAUCUUGUACAUCAUCAACUUCCUGCUGCCCGUCCUCUUCUUCCUGGCUCUGGACUUGGCCUCCUUCCUUAUCUCGGACUCGGGAGGCGAGAAGCUGAGCUUCAAGGUCACCGUGAUGCUGGCCGUCACCGUGCUGCAGCUCAUCCUCAACGAGAUCCUGCCCUCCUCCUCCAACUCCAUCCCUCUCAUCGCCGUGUACUGCAUCGGCAUCUUUGCGCUGAUGCUGCUCAGCCUGCUGGAGACCAUCUUGGUGAUGCACCUGUUGGAGAAAGACAACAAAAGUGACGACGACGACGUGGCCGCCGACGGACAAGGAAGAAGCGACGAGCGUAACAUCAAAACCGACUUCCACAACCAACAUGGAGAGGCGAACGCUUGGACGCAGUGUGAAAUCAUUUACUCGAUGCCUAAAACUCCAACUGAAGUGAUCCUGGUAAAUAAAGAAGACCAGGGUGGCGCCCUGUGCCAAAUGCUGGAAAAGCUGUCAGAUGAGCUGAGGCAGACGGAAAGAGCGAUGACCCUGCUGCUCAACGGCAGGAAGAAGAAGCGCAAGAUGGGUUACUGGGCGCAAGUGGCAGGCAGACUCAACAGAAUCUUCUUCAUCAUCUAUCUGACUGUGGUCAUCAUCUUUUUGACUAUUCUCUUUUCCAAGUGGACCAGUGUCUAG
Messenger RNA from Phycodurus eques (leafy seadragon), 1371 nucleotides. Its product is annotated as 5-hydroxytryptamine receptor 3A-like. The record is from RefSeq and is a predicted model, not a curated record. The transcript is spliced from 10 exons. NCBI's taxonomy places the organism in Eukaryota, Metazoa, Chordata, Actinopteri, Syngnathiformes, Syngnathidae. Gene Ontology annotation, biological process: chemical synaptic transmission; regulation of membrane potential; nervous system process. The coding region runs from base 1 to 1371 and encodes 456 amino acids. Gene Ontology annotation, molecular function: transmembrane signaling receptor activity; neurotransmitter receptor activity; extracellular ligand-gated monoatomic ion channel activity. Gene Ontology annotation, cellular component: membrane; neuron projection; synapse.